Chara braunii is the source of this 2814-nucleotide messenger RNA. Lineage: Eukaryota; Viridiplantae; Streptophyta; Charophyceae; Charales; Characeae. The record is from the annotation of a GenBank genome assembly.
ACUAACUAAAUCGUCAAAGCUAUUGGCCGGGGGUUCCACAAGCUUCCCCCCUCCCCCCCCGGCGCCCCCCAGCCCAUCCCCCCCAACCGCCCAUCUCCCCCAACCCCCUCGUCGCCUUGAUAUCACCGCGUACACGUCAGCGUGAUAUCCAUAUGCAGAUUGGAGGUCGGCUGUUUGCUCGAGCAUGUUGAAGGGCUGGCAAUCGUGUGGAGACAUUGGUCUUUUUUGGGCCAUGUCGAGAAAGAUGAUGAAAGGCGGCGCAUCGAGUUAUGCUCAUCCCAUUCCCUUGGCUUGCUUAAGACGUACGGAGAAAGCCACAGCGUUCAAGUAGAGACAGACCUCUAUCAUGCUGUCCUGCCCGCCUUCCGUCCGGCCGUGUGGCCGACGAUCGAGCUGUAAUGCAAUUAGGCAAUGGUAUAGGGCUCUCUCCUCCGAGCAAAAGCUGUACGAGUAAAGGGAAAAAGGAGGAGGAGGAGGAGGAGGAGGAGGAGGACAAGAAGAAGGAGCAGGAGGAGGAGGAGGACAAGAAGGAGCAGGAGGAGGAGGAGAACGACGGGUAGGAAGAAAGGCCGAGGGGGAGGAGGAGGAGUGAAGGAAGGGGCUGAGGGCAAGGACAAGAAGGAGGAGGAGGAGGAGAGGGUAGCGAGGGAAAGUCAAGAAGAAGAAAGGGGGGGGGGAGGAGGAGGAGGGUAGCGAGGGAAAGUAGUAGAAGGAGGAGGAGGAGGAGGAGGAGGAAGAGGAAGAGGGAGAGGAAGAGGGUGGUGAGGGAAAGUUGAUUGGGUCGGGACGAGAGUGGAUAACAUCAUGGCGUCAUCUUAUUUAUGCCACGUGGCGCCUCGACAUCUACUUAUUGGCGAAAGAUUGGCUUCGGUUUGCGAUAGUUCUCGACGUGCUGACUGUGGUGAUGGUGGGGAAAACCGGCUCGGCGCGCUUUGUGUAUCAUGCUUGAGAGAAAAUGGCUUGGCAUCGACGAGGAGGAGUAGGAGGAGGAUGGCGACGGAUGCUUCGUCAUCGCGAUGGAGGCGAACGGGAUCGGGGCGCUUUGAAAACCGGUCAUGGCAGAGCGAGGAGAAGGGGAAAAGGCGGGAACUGCAGAUGGCGCGCAAUGACGACGAUGCUGUUUCCCGCCACUUAGAAACGACAAAGAAGGCUUUGGCGGGAGAAGGGGAUGGUCUUUUGGCGGGAAACGCCUCACCGCCGCGCAAAUCGGGUAUAUAUGGGGUGCCGCGGAUGCCGUACAGACUUUGGCGCCAGCAAACACGUGGGGAGUUCUGGCAGCGCAGGAUCUUGUCUUACGUGGCAUAUCGUAUGGAUAAACAUAUGGAUAAACACAGGAUGAUGACGGGUGUUUCCCGCGCUUCUAGCGCUGACAUGGGCAAUACGAUGGGUUACGUGCAGGCAGAGGUCAGCGGCAGCAAUGAAGGGGGGCUGUCGGCGGCGGCGGACGAUACUUCUACGAGUAAUCCCGGUGCCGCUUCUUCCUACUCCUCCUCCUCCUCCUCCUCCUCCUCCUCCUCCUUCUCCUCCUCCUUAGCCGGGACCCCGACUACUGCGCUGGGUAUCGAUGACACCAGCGACGUGCGUCCCGGCGCAGCACUUGCGAAUGAGACACACAGGGAUCCCGGCGGAAAGAAGAUCGCCUCCCCCCCGCCCAGUAAAGCCAUCUCCUCAAGCGCGAUCUUCGGCGCCGCCAGCGCAGCGGUGAUCGGCGCGGUGGCCGUUGCGCUGUUUCUGCGUGCCAAUUCCGCAGCCUUUGCCGCCAACUCCUGGAUCGCGCUCUUAUCCCGAUCCGGAUUUGCAGCCGCGUUCUCGCUGAUCUUCGUCUCCGAGAUCGGCGACAAAACGUUUUUCAUCGCCGCCCUGCUGGCCAUGCGGCAUUCCCGCUGGCCGGUCUUGAUUGGCGCGUCCGGCGCGCUGGGUUUGAUGACCAUCAUAUCCGUGGCCAUUGGCAGAUUGUUCCAUAAAGUCCCAUCGAGCUUUCACACGACGGUCCCGAUCGGGGAGUAUCUUGCGGUCGCGUUGCUGAUCUGGUUCGGCCUGAAGUCGAUCAAGGAUGCGUGGGAUAUGCCAUCACCGGUGCCUGCCGCGGGCCAAGUUCCGGAUAUGGUGGACUCGGGGGAGGCGGGGGAGGGGAGGACUGUAGGAGGAGGAGGAGGAGGAGGAGGAGAACUAGAAGAAGCGGAGGAGUUCUUGAAUACGCGCAAGGAGAGUGUGCAAAGGUUCGACGGGCCUUUUGGCGUGCUAUUAGAAGCCUUCUGCUUGGUAUUUGUGGCGGAAUGGGGGGACAGGUCCAUGCUGGCAACCAUAGCCUUGGGUGCCGCUCAGUCGCCGGUCGGGGUCGCGGUCGGGGCGACGCUUGGACACAUUGUCGCGACGGGUAUUGCGGUGGUCGGAGGUGGGAUCUUGGCCAAUUACAUCUCCGAGAAGUUGGUCAGCUACAUUGGCGGUGUAUUGUUCCUUGUAUUUGCGGCAGCAACCGUCGUCGGGGUAUUCUAAGGGGAGAGAGGGAUUUUGAAAAACAAAUCCGCGCUGCCUGUAUGUAGUACGAGUUUGUAGUGGUGAUUUUCGUUGUUUUGAAACGACUUCCCCUGGGGCAGCCGGCCGCAUGUUCUAAGGUGAACGGCAAGCAUGGAAGAGGGUGGAGGAGUUGUAGGUGGUCCAAAUAGGUAGAGGGCCCUGUAUUCAGAAUGAGAGGAGCGUAGGAGUGGAUAUGUAUAUGCCUGUAUUUCAGCAAUUCUCGUGCCGAGGGGUGUGUGUGUGUGUGUGUGUGUGUGUGUGUGAGAGAGAGAGAGAGAGAGAGAGAGAGAGAGAGUG